ACCCGGGAGAGCGAGCAGCGCAGGCAGAGCGCAAGUCGCCAGACUCGGCGCCACCAUGGCCACUGUGGACCUGGAGAAGCUGCGGAUGUGCGGGGCAGGCAAGGCCAUAGGCGUGCUGACCAGCGGCGGCGACGCGCAAGGUAUGAACGCCGCUGUCAGGGCCGUGACGCGAAUGGGCAUCUACGUGGGAGCCAAGGUCUUCCUCAUCUAUGAGGGCUACGAGGGCCUCGUGGAGGGAGGUGAGAACAUCAAGCCGGCCAACUGGCUCAGCGUCUCCAACAUCAUCCAGCUGGGUGGCACCGUCAUUGGCAGUGCGCGCUGCAAGGCCUUCACCACGAGGGAGGGGCGCUUGGCAGCAGCCUACAACCUGGUCCAUCGCGGCAUCACCAACCUGUGUGUCAUCGGUGGGGACGGCAGCCUCACCGGAGCCAACAUCUUCCGCAGCGAGUGGGGCAGCCUGCUGGAGGAGCUGGUGAAGGAAGGCAAGAUCUCGGAGAGCACAGCUCAGACCUACUCGCACCUGAACAUCGCUGGGCUGGUGGGCUCCAUCGACAACGACUUCUGCGGCACCGACAUGACCAUCGGCACAGACUCGGCCCUGCAUCGCAUCAUGGAGGUCAUUGACGCCAUCACCACCACUGCCCAGAGCCACCAGAGGACCUUCGUGCUGGAGGUGAUGGGGCGGCACUGCGGGUACCUGGCCCUGGUGUCCGCCCUGGCCUCGGGGGCCGACUGGCUGUUCAUCCCAGAGGCACCCCCCGAGGACGGCUGGGAGAACUUCAUGUGUGAGAGGCUUGGCGAGACCCGAAGCCGAGGGUCACGGCUGAACAUCAUCAUCAUUGCCGAGGGCGCCAUCGACCGCAAUGGAAAGCCCAUCUCAUCGCACUACGUGAAGGAUCUGGUGGUUCGGAGGCUGGGCUUCGACACACGUGUGACUGUGCUGGGCCACGUGCAGCGGGGAGGGACCCCCUCGGCGUUCGACCGCAUCCUGAGCAGCAAGAUGGGCAUGGAGGCGGUGAUGGCGCUUAUGGAGGCCACGCCCGACACGCCGGCCUACGUGGUCAGCCUGUCGGGGAACCAGUCCGUGCGGCUGCCCCUCAUGGAGUGCGUGCAGGUGACAAAGGAGGUGCAGAAGGCCAUGGAUGAGAAGAGGUUCGAUGAGGCCAUCCAGCUCCGCGGCAGGAACUUCGAGAACAAUUGGAACAUUUACAAGCUGCUUGCACACCAGAAGAUCUCCGAAGAGAAGACGCAGUUCUCCCUGGCCAUCCUGAAUGUGGGGGCCCCGGCGGCCGGCAUGAACGCAGCCGUACGCUCGGCGGUGCGUUCCGGCAUUUCCCAGGGUCACCGGGUAUACGUGGUGCACGAUGGCUUUGAAGGCCUGGCCAAGGGUCAGGUACAAGAAGUGGGCUGGCAUGACGUGGCCGGCUGGCUGGGGCGAGGAGGCUCCAUGCUGGGGACCAAGAGGACGCUGCCCAAGAGCUACCUGGAGAAAAUCGUGGAAAACAUACGCACAUACAACAUCCAUGCCCUGCUGGUCAUCGGAGGCUUCGAGGCCUACGAGGGGGUGCUGCAGCUGGUGGAGGCCCGCGGCUGCUACGAGGAGCUGUGCAUUGUCAUGUGCGUCAUCCCCGCCACCAUCAGCAACAACGUGCCGGGCACGGACUUCAGCCUGGGCUGCGACACUGCAGUCAACGCCGCCAUGGAGAGCUGUGACCGCAUCAAGCAGUCAGCCUCAGGGACCAAGCGCCGGGUGUUCAUCGUGGAGACUAUGGGGGGCUACUGCGGCUACCUAGCCACCGUGACCGGCAUCGCUGUGGGGGCAGAUGCCGCCUACGUCUUUGAGGACCCUUUUAACAUCCAAGACUUAAAGGCCAAUGUGGAGCACAUGACGGAGAAGAUGAAGACGGAAAUCCAGAGGGGCCUGGUGCUUCGAAAUGAGAAGUGCCAUGAACACUAUACCACGGAGUUUUUGUACAACCUCUACUCCUCCGAAGGGAAGGGCAUUUUCGACUGCAGGACCAAUGUCCUGGGCCACCUGCAGCAGGGCGGGGCUCCAACCCCAUUUGACCGGAACUACGGGACCAAGCUGGGGGUGAAGGCCUUGCUCUGGGUGUCCGAGAAGCUCCGGGCCGUCUACCGCAAUGGGCGGGUGUUUGCCAAUGCCCCUGACUCGGCCUGUGUGAUCGGCCUUCAGAAGAAGUCAGUGGCCUUUAGCCCUGUCACCGAGCUCAAGAAGGACACUGAUUUUGAGCACCGCAUGCCCCGGGAGCAGUGGUGGCUGAACCUGCGGCUGAUGCUGAAGAUGCUGGCCCACUACCACGUCAGCAUGGCUGACUACGUGUCUGGGGAGUUGGAGCACGUCACCCGCCGCACCCUGAGCGUGGACAAGGGCUUCUGAGGCUGCCCCGCCACCCUUCUGGCCAGCAGGCCCUUCCCUGCCAGGCCGCCGCCUGGAACCUGCAGGCAGGCAGGCGGUGGGUAGGCUGUGGCCCUCUCUCAGCCCGGCCCUGGGGGGCUCACGGCCCUGCCUCCAGGACAGAGCACCCUGGGCACUUACCUUCCAGCCCCAGGGGACAUGGGGCAUCCUAGUCUGGACACACUGCCCUUCCUUGGUCCCCCACAUGGCCCUUCACCCUCACCAGCCCUUGGGGUCCAGUGCCCGAGUCUUCGUGCCAAGGGUGGUGUGUCCCGGGGGUCUUGCCGUGCCCCUGCUCCUGAGCACUGGGCACUGUAGUUGGGCAGAGCUUGUCAUCUUUUGUGGGAAUAAAGUCACCCCAACAGAGAA
Artibeus jamaicensis (Jamaican fruit-eating bat) is the source of this 2785-nucleotide messenger RNA. RefSeq names its product phosphofructokinase, liver type (gene PFKL). Gene Ontology annotation, cellular component: membrane; cytoplasm; 6-phosphofructokinase complex. Gene Ontology annotation, molecular function: AMP binding; ATP binding; fructose-6-phosphate binding. The transcript has 22 exons. Gene Ontology annotation, biological process: fructose 1,6-bisphosphate metabolic process; fructose 6-phosphate metabolic process; canonical glycolysis. NCBI's taxonomy places the organism in Eukaryota, Metazoa, Chordata, Mammalia, Chiroptera, Phyllostomidae. The record is from RefSeq and is a predicted model, not a curated record. Bases 56 to 2398 code for a protein of 780 amino acids.